Molecule: messenger RNA, 1680 nt
Organism: Eucalyptus grandis
Lineage: Eukaryota; Viridiplantae; Streptophyta; Magnoliopsida; Myrtales; Myrtaceae
Product: probable flavin-containing monooxygenase 1
Exons: 5
Coding region: 86-1642 (518 amino acids)
Molecular function (GO): flavin adenine dinucleotide binding; NADP binding; N,N-dimethylaniline monooxygenase activity
Source: RefSeq, a predicted model, not a curated record
UACAAGAAAACCCUCAUUUCCAUCGCUCUUCCCCAUUCCAUCCGGGAAAACCCUAACCUUUAGCCCAUUUUGAGCUAACCCCAUUAUGGCUAGUGCUGAUAGAAACGUCCAAAUCUCGAAAAUUGGCAUCAUCGGGGCCGGGGUGAGCGGCUUAGCUGCUGCGAAACAGCUAGCCCGUCAUGAGCCGAUUGUUUUCGAGGCCACCGAUUCGAUCGGAGGUGUUUGGAAACAUUGCUCUUAUAGUUCGACUAAACUUCAAUCGCUUCGUUGUGAUUAUGAGUUUUCUGAUUUCCCAUGGCCCGAUAGAGAUAAUUCAAGCUUCCCAUCGCAUGCUGAGAUCGUAGAUUACGUGGAAGCUUAUGCUAAACACUUUGAUCUGUUGAAGUGUGUGAGGUUCAACUCAAAGGUGGUGGGGGUUCGCUUUAUGGGCGACCAGAAGAUCACCGAUAAUGGUGGAUCGUAUGGAAGUUUGUUGCCGGGUGAGCCGGUUUGGGAGGUUGCUGUGCAAACCGGUUCAGACACUAUUCAGUUGUAUGCCUUUGAGUUUCUUGUUAUGUGCGUCGGGAAAUACGGGGACAUACCCAAGAUGCCGGUCUUCCCAAAAGGCAAAGGGCCGGAGGUGUUCCAAGGCAAAGUCAUGCACUCCAUGGAUUACUCGAAGCUGGACCAGGAAGCUACCACUCAACUUCUCCGAGGAAAGAAGGUUGUGGUCGUUGGCUACAAAAAGUCUGCCAUCGAUUUGGCCAUGGAGUGCGCCGAGGCCAACCAAGGGCCAGAAGGGCAGCCCUGCACCAUGAUCGUGAGGACGCUGCACUGGAUCGUGCCGCAUUACUGGGUCUGGGGAUUGCCGUUCUUCCUGUUCUACUCCACCAGAUUCUCCCAGUUCCUCCACGAGAGGCCCAGCCAGUCUCUCCUCAAGACCCUCCUUUGCCUCCUUUUCACCCCUCUGAGGCGGGGAGUUUCGAAGUUCAUCGAGUCCUAUCUGCUGUGGAAAAUGCCCCUGGCGAAGUACGGCCUGAAGCCGGAGCACCCGUUCGAGGAAGACUACGCCUCGUGCCAGAUGGCGAUCGUGCCCGAGAAUUUCUUCGCGGAGGCGGAGAAGGGCAAGAUCGUGUUCAGGAGGCCGUCCAAGUGGUGGUUCUGGGAAGGAGGGAUCGAGUUCGACGACAAGACGCGGGUGGAGGCCGACGUUGUGGCGCUGGCCACCGGCUUCGAGGGCAAGCAGAAGAUCAAGUCCAUCCUGCCGGAGCCCUUCCGCAGCCUCGUCGAGUUCCCUUCCGGCGUCAUGCCCCUGUACAGGGGGAUGAUCCAUCCGCUGAUCCCGAACGCGGCGUUCGUGGGGUACCUGGAGAGCGUGUCGAACCUGCACUCGGCGGAGCUGGGGUGCAAGUGGCUGAGCCGGCUGGCGGCGGGGGAGUUCAAGCUGCCGAGCGUGGAGGGGAUGCUGGAGCAGACGGCGAGGGAGGUGGAGGUGAGCAAGAGGACCACCAGGUUCUACAAGCGCCACUGCAUCUCCACGUACAGCAUCAACCACGACGACGAGAUCUGCGAGGAGAUGGGGUGGAGCGCUUGGCGGAAGGCGAACUGGUUCUUCGAGGCGUUCAGCCCCUACUCCAGCCAGGACUACGAGAAGGAAAAAUAAAAAAUACUCCAUAAAUAAAUAAAAAACCAAUAAUAAUA